This is a messenger RNA of Microsporum canis CBS 113480, 1314 nucleotides long. RefSeq lists its product as hypothetical. The record is from RefSeq and is a predicted model, not a curated record. Bases 1 to 1314 code for a protein of 437 amino acids. The transcript is spliced from 4 exons. NCBI's taxonomy places the organism in Eukaryota, Fungi, Ascomycota, Eurotiomycetes, Onygenales, Arthrodermataceae.
AUGCCUUCCCCUACGCCAUCCUCAUAUGUUGAAAUAGCGUCAGUUCCUGAGUACACCAAUCCCGAGCUGGUAAAGACUCCCUGUGGAAAUCUCACGAUCACAAGCGGUGAGUUGAAUGAUAGCAUGAAGCCAAUCUAUCCUCAAGGCAAUGGCCGGUCUUUUGUCAUCAAAGGGAGCGUCUACUAUAUUUUCGAAACAACUGUCCGGAAAGAUGCAAAAGGAGAGAUAGUGGGUGAAGCUACAAACUCAGUCGCACUGGUAUCAGAUCCAGAUGUGAAUCCGAUUGCAAACAUUGCUGUACCCAUUAAUAGAAGCAUGCACCCUUUCUUGCCCCUAUCAAAGAAUGAAGAGGAGCUAGAGAAAGAUGGCGCCAUCAAGGUCAUUCUUGGAAUGCCUGGAGGCCUUUGCAAGCCUCAGCUAGACGCAAUUGGAGGGUAUAUCUGGUUUGAGAAGUACAUCCAGACCUGUUCUCCGCAGGGCGAUCUCAGAAAUACUUUCCAAGGCGUCGGCCUGGCUAUCGCGGUCCGGAAUGUAAAUACAAAUGAAGUGAGAGGGGAACGGAUCAAACACGAUGAGCUUCUUUUCAAAGCAAGUGAACCAGCGUUUGGUGCAUUCUGCUCGGUGCUGGUGAAUAACUUCUUCUAUGUCUGGGGAAAACUUGGGGAGGAUAUCUAUUUGGCCCGGGUCGAGAGAUAUGAGCCCGAUAAUCGCAGUGCAUACGAAUAUUGGGACGGAUAUAAGUUCAUGCAUGAUAUCACAGCGGCAGUGCCUGUGUUUAGCGGUUAUACAUCCGGAACAGUUAUGCGCUCGAAGAUGUUUGGUCAUAUGUACAACUGGGUUUUUAUUGGGGGAACAAAGAUAAACAGGCCAGUGGUGGCCAUUGGCAUGGCUCGCGAGAUCCAAGGUCCAUAUAUAAUGUAUGAUCUGAUCAAUUCCGAGGAGAUUCACCCUAUGCUUCGAGAGGUACACUCUGUGUAUGCGCAUCAAUGGGCAUUUGAUGAGAAGAAGGGCCAACUUCUGGUGAGCUGGAACGAGUGUGAUACUAGAAAUGUUGUUGCAGUGAAACUCCAGCUUGCAAUAAGCCAUCAAGGGGCCUUCUGGAAAGAUAUCUCGUUUGUCUAUAUGCCAUGCGAGAUCGAACACGAUAGAGACGGAAAGACCAUCAUCAAGAUCCUUGCGAAGGAAAAGGCCACAGUAGACGCAGUGGCAAGUUCAAUCUGCAAUCUUACCAGCUCUUGGUGCGAUGAAUUGCUCAGGGCCAGGAUGGAGGCGAGAGGCCUUUUGCUGAGAAGGGUGCUGAAAUGGUUUUUCUGA